Amoebophrya sp. A120 is the source of this 3395-nucleotide messenger RNA. Lineage: Eukaryota; Dinophyceae; Syndiniales; Amoebophryaceae. The record is from the annotation of a GenBank genome assembly.
CUAGAGAACAGCCAAAAAUUGAAGUUUUAUAGCAACUUUAGUAUACGACGACCUCAACAAGUAGAAAUUCGCUUUGUUUUCGAUCUUCUUCCGUACGCUUUAUCGUCCUCCCGACUCCAAAAUGGCGCUUUCCGUCUCUCGUCGCGUCUGCAGCAGCUGCGCCAGCUUAUUCACAGCAACAGGGUUCUUGUACAACUUUCUUGGAGCUUCGCUCCUCUUCGGGCCGCAGCUGAUUUUCGGAAAAGUCGGAACUGCAGACGCAGUGCGCAUGCUUGUCCGCGGAAGGGAAGAUCAAGACAGUGCUCCUCAAGGAGUAUCCAAGAAGAAAACGUUGUAGGUGUUACUUUUUUGGAGGAACAGCAUUACAAAUUCGUCUGGCAUGACAGCAAAAACCUGUCAUGCGCAGAUACUACGUGAAAACGUCCUUUACUGAACCCUACGACGCAUGCCAAGCAUGACAGACGCAAUCUUUUUGCAUGUUGCGCAUCACAAAUUUACACUUCUAACAACGUUUUUUUCUUGGAUAAGGAGGUCAUCUGGCGCAUUGGGUGGACAGUUGGGUGGAAGAACUUACCUAUGAACUGCAAAAGCAUCGUACUCGUAUUGCAAUCAUGCAUUACAAAUCUUGUUCUUAAGGUAAAUCAGCAUCACAAAUUUUAUUUGUCAUGCUGAGGAAAUUUGUAAUGCAUUUAUACGAGUACGAUACUUUUGCACUGCAUAUUACCGAACCAGAACGAGAGAAGGUUUUCUAUGAAAUGCAAAAGCAUCGCGCCCACUAGGUAUAAAUCGCAUGACAAAUUUCCUCAGCAUGAGAAAUGAAAUUUGUAACGCGGAUUGAACUUGAGAACGAAAGCGAAACUUGUAAUGCAUGACUGCGAUAAUUACUACGAGUAUCGGAUACUUUUGCACAGGAUAUUUUGCGCAAACUAGCAAUUCGUGGCGACGGCGACACGCAGCCCAGCAAGCUGGCAAGGUUUGGCUUGAUUGGGGAGGAUAUCAAAGGCAAAUAUGUCUGGGUCUCAAAGAAUGCAGACUUGUCAUGCAGAUUUUCCAUGACCCAUGAGGUCUGAGUCUGGGACUUAGCAUGACAGAUUCUGCGAGGUCUCUGCCAUGCCUAUCCUGCAUGAGAAACUCCCUUCCAACUUGGUCAAAAGUGGACAGCUUUUGGCCCUCAUGCAACACAGAUUUUUCCAUGCUUCAGAUUUACCAUGACAAGUUGCUUUUUUCCAGACCCAGACAUAUUUGCAAUGCAUAGAGGAGAAGCGCUUUCUUGCGACGUCCUCUACUACUUCCGGCGCAGCUGGCAGCUCGUCUACUUCUUUCCACGACCCGUCCGCCCGACGUAGAAAAACCGCAGCGGCCCAGCGAAGGGACAUCAGGGAUAGAAGUACGACUCUUUCGAUGGCGGACGCAGUAGAACUAGAAAGGCACGACCAGAGAGGCAUAGAAAUAAGUCCUUCAGCUUUCAAUUACCCUUGUAGCCUCCACGACCAAGGAAAUUAUGAAGAACUAGGACGAGUGCAACUUGACCCUCCAAGUACAACAUCUGCUGUGCCUGUGCCCCCGCCCGCCGUGCUCAACAACCUACCUCCGGAGAUCAUGAUGGAUGUUGACACCGAAAUGUAAAGAAAUUUGAUUCCGGAUGGUUACGAGCUGCCUCCAGGCGACGGUGGCUGCGAGGCGGAUCAGAAUUUUUUCAGGUCAGUGGCCUCAGACGGCUUGAUUGAAGUGUACAAGAAGUUUUUUCCGUUGAACGACAACUACGUAGACAAAGCGCCGCGGACUUCGCUCGACAAAAUCACGGACGACGACAAAGGGGUCCUGCGGCUACUCCACGAUUCUCUCGUAUCCACUGCAAGAUUCGUCUUGAUGUCCCGGCGUGAGAACUGGUGGUGGGGAAAAGAAUGCAAGACGAGAUGUUGGCAGCUGUCAUGCUCAUGCAAUAUAGCACGACUUCGAAAGCCAAGGUACCAGGAGAAGUUGCUCUAGUGGAAUUUUUAUGCGUGCCGAAGUAGAUACAAGAACCUUACAUCACGAGGUAGACGUUCUACUUUGAGAAGGCAAAGCUCUAUGUACUCAGUGCUGAAGCUGAAAUACCAAAACCUGCAGAGGCUUUUGCAGUCUAUAGAAACGAACAGUGCAGAUGAGUUGGAGUUCUGUCUCACACGACAGUAGAGCUGCCAGCAGCACAUCAAAUUUGCAUCCUGGUUCUCCCUCCAGUUGUCCGAGACAGGAUGUUUAUUGCACUGGAUACCUCGCCGGACAUCACGACUACCAUGUUGGCAGGCUCGGGAACAAAGAGGGGACACCAAGUGCUACGCUGCAAAAUAUGAGUAAGGUGCUUACCAAGCUCGGCUUAAGCGGCUUGCUCGGAGGUUAAAGGAAGUUAAUAGGAAAAAUCCAAGCCGUGGCUUCGGGGUUUCGGGAUAGGUCAGUGGCCUUCAGUUACGGCUUGGUUAGAGUGUACAAAAUAGAACACUUUGCGUUGUAUAAGAACGACGCGUACGUCGGUAAAUUUCCCACAAACGCAGAGCUCACGGCAAGUAUUUCGCCCGCGGACAAAAGCGAUUUGUGUGCACUGCGAGACGUCCUCGCCAUCCACGACCACGGGCGAGUCCAGCUUUUUGGGUACGGGACACAGAGUUUCACGCUGCAGAAUAUGAGUACGGUGCUUGCCCGGUUACGAUCAUGGCUCGACUCCGAUUCGUAAUUAAGUAAUACGCACUACGAUGAAAUAUAGGACAACACUACAGUAGUUGGUUCAAAACGACGACGAGUUGUUUUGUAAGGUUUUCAAACAUUUUGAAGAACCUUUUUCGAAUUUGUGAUGCUAUAAGAUGUAAGAUUGAAAGUCCCUACAACAUGUACGAUUUUUGAAAUUUUAAUGUGAAUGCAGGAUAUAUGGUAUUUAAAGAUAUGGCACUGGAAUUGGAGUGUGGGGCCCGACCUGAGCAGGGGACCUAUUCAAAAGACUGGUUUGGAGGCGACCGGACCCCCCUAGAGCAGUUUUGAUGACAGGAGCAAGUGAAGUAAAGUUUUAGGGUACAAGUCCUCUUGUAACACCGCUGGUCAGAAUCAGAAUCAGAAAGGUCUUGGCUUGGCUUGGCUGCGGGGCGGCGUUCCAGAACUUUAAGAGUGCAGCUGGAGCUAUUCAUGAGCUAUAACUUGACCACGCAUACUAAGUUCUAGUAGAGGCGGCUAACGACGAACUUGUCCUCCCCCCACGUGAUCAUACAAACCCCGGCCUGAAAUUCAUGCUUACUGGGUGGGGCUGGGAAAAUAGGCCAUGAACCCGACAAGAACGCCGGCAGUCUUAUACUUGGCCAACGAAAUAACUUCACGCGCCUGACGGGAGCACCACGUCUUUAACCCUAAAACCCUGUCUAAGUUAUCAG